Phragmites australis (common reed) is the source of this 2051-nucleotide messenger RNA. RefSeq names its product glycosyltransferase BC10-like. The transcript is spliced from 2 exons. Gene Ontology annotation, molecular function: glycosyltransferase activity. Gene Ontology annotation, cellular component: membrane. Lineage: Eukaryota; Viridiplantae; Streptophyta; Magnoliopsida; Poales; Poaceae. The coding region runs from base 523 to 1605 and encodes 360 amino acids. The record is from RefSeq and is a predicted model, not a curated record.
CAGAGUCUCUGCGAGAGGCACAAGCAAACUGCCGAUAAGAGCAGUGUUCGUUCACUCCGCUCCGAAACACAACCGCUGCUGCACUCUCCCUUUCCCCAACCCCUGUUGCUUCGCGUCUUCUCCCUCCGAACAAUCUAACAUCUCCACCCCAACCGCGCGAUCGGAACCGCCGCGCGCAUCGCCAUUCCCGGCUCGGCUGAUUCCUUGUCUCCUGCGGUUUCGUGCGGUUACUGCGGUCUUCGUUCGUUGCACCUGCUGCAGUUUUCCUCCCGCUUCUUUUCCUUCCAUUUCUGAUCCUUUUCUCGGUACGCCGUUGCCUCGCCUGAUCUUCGCGAGUUCCAAGUUUCUGUUGGUGUGAUUAAUGUCUGCGGAUGUCCUGGUGUCGAGAUCCGACCCCCGCAGGAAACCACUCCUGAAUCGCGGGGAUUUUGAUUGAGUAUUCCUGCGCUUGUUGAUCCUGGCCCAAAGAUCGCAGCUUUUUCUUGGGGGUUGAAGUGAGAAAGAUCGGAGCUUUCGCCGGAGAUGGCGUUGCCGUACACCGCCUCGCCCUACGUGCUGUCGCUCCUUCUGCUGCUCUCCAUCCCGGCCGUCUUCCUCCUCGCGCCGCGCCUCAUCCCGCCCAGGACGCUCCCGGCCAUCCCGGACGCCGACGAGACGGAUGACCUCGCCCUCUUCCGCCGCGCCGUCCUCCUCUCCGCCUCGCCGUCGUCGACCGCCGCCGCCGCGUCAACAACUUCCUCCCUCUUCAGCCCCAAGCGGCCGCAGCUUAAGGUGGCGUUCCUCUUCCUCACCAACUCCGACCUCAUCUUCGCCCCGCUCUGGGAGAAGUUCUUCGCGGGGCACCACGACCUCCUCAACCUCUACGUCCACGCCGAUCCCUCCGCCGUCCUCACGCUGCCCCUGACGCCCUCUUUCCGCGGCCGCAUCAUCCCCGGCAAGGCCACCCAGCGCGCCUCCGCCACGCUCAUCUCCGCCUCGCGCCGCCUCCUCGCCACGGCGCUCCUCGACGACCCGGACAACCACUUCUUCGCGCUGCUCUCGCAGUCCUGCAUCCCGCUGCACCCGUUCCCGACCUUCUACCGCGCUCUCUUCUCCGACAAUGCCGGCCCGCGCCGCCGCCGCCGCAGCUUCAUCGAGAUCCUGGACGACGAGCCCACGCUGCACGACCGCUACUACGCGCGCGGCGACGACGUGAUGCUCCCGGAGGUGCCGUUCGAACGCUUCCGCGUCGGCUCGCAGUUCUUCGUGCUCACCAGGAGGCACGCCGUCAUGGUGGUCAGGGACAGGAGGCUCUGGAACAAGUUCAAGCUGCCGUGCCUCGUGAAGAGGAAGUACUCGUGCUACCCGGAGGAGCACUACUUCCCGACGCUGCUGGACAUGCAGGACCCCGAGGGGUGCACCAAGUUCACGCUCACGAGGGUCAACUGGACUGACUCCGUCGAUGGCCACCCGCACACGUACCAGCCAGAGGAGGUGUCCGGGGAUCUCAUCAGGGAGCUCAGGAAGUCCAAUGGAACCUACUCACACAUGUUUGCACGCAAGUUUGCUCCUGAGUGCCUCGGUCCAUUGAUGGAGAUUGCCGACUCCGUCAUACUGCGGAACUAGGCUUUGUCGUACCGGGCACUCCAGUGCCCGUUUGCAGAGCUGAAAGCGCUGAGGGUUGUGAUGUGAUGAACAAGCGCAAGCUGAUCCAUCCAUUCUCUUUCAAAUCCUUCAGAGAUGAGCAACGAACACCAAACCGACUUUGCUUUGUUCGUGUAAUUGCUCCUGGCAAAAGAGGGCGCCACUCCUCAGAGAGUAUGAUCGUGGGGUGGCGAAGGGCCCCAGCUGCCUCCAUGUUAGUAUUUUUGUGUGUUCUGUAGUUUCUUUCUUUCCAAUUCAAGCUGAGUGGUGUCAGAAGAUGAGGGAGGAGUUGUUGGCACGUAAUAGGUAGUAAUUAGCAUGAUCAUCCUAUGUAUUAGCAUGGAGGCAAUCUGUCGAUACAUGCAGUGAUGGUUUGUAGUAUCUGUUACAUAUGUACAUAUGUCAAUAUCACGCCUUCUUAAAAUGUA